Molecule: messenger RNA, 1836 nt
Organism: Brienomyrus brachyistius
Lineage: Eukaryota; Metazoa; Chordata; Actinopteri; Osteoglossiformes; Mormyridae
Gene: gid4
Product: GID complex subunit 4 homolog
Exons: 6
Coding region: 196-849 (217 amino acids)
Biological process (GO): negative regulation of gluconeogenesis; protein targeting to vacuole; proteasome-mediated ubiquitin-dependent protein catabolic process
Cellular component (GO): extrinsic component of membrane; GID complex
Source: RefSeq, a predicted model, not a curated record
UAUUGCGAAACGUGAUGUUGCUUUGUUGCGUCGUUUUACUUUUCAGGGAUUCCGCACGCAAGUACUGGUGUACUGGGGAGCAUUUGUGAGCCGACUAGCUGCCUUGCUAGCGCUCCCCACUACCUUCUCCGACUUUCUCUUCACUUUGUGCCGCCUGUCGUCUGCCGUCGGCGCCGCAGCCGCGAAGUGAUCGACAUGCCAGUCCGUACCGAGUGCUGCAAUAACUCCUCCACGGCCUGCGCAUCAUCGGCUUCGCUUAUUCCACCUCCGCCGAUUAACACUCAACAGCCGGGCAUAGCCACUUCGCUCCUGUACAGCGGCUCACAGUUUCGAGGACACCAGAAGAGCAAGGGCAACUCAUACGACGUGGAAGUUGUCUUGCAGCAUGUGACUAUGGAAGAGUCCUAUCUAUGCGGGUACCUAAAAAUCAAAGGACUGACAGAGGAGUACCCAAGCCUCACGACGUUCUUUGCAGGGGAGAUAAUUAGUAAAAAGCGGCCAUUCUUGACACGGAAAUGGGACGCCGACGAAGACGUUGACCGCAAACACUGGGGGAAGUUUCAGGCUUUUUAUCAAUAUGCAAAAAUCUUUAACUCGGAUGAUUUCGAUUACGAAGAACUGAAAAGCAGCGACUAUGUCUUCAUGAGGUGGAAGGAGCAGUUUCUGGUCCCGGACCACACCAUCAAGGACAUAAGUGGGGCAUCCUUUGCUGGCUUCUACUACAUCUGCUUCCAGAAGUCAACAGCAACCAUAGAGGGUUAUUACUACCACAGAAGUUCUGAAUGGUAUCAGUCCCUGAACCUCACUCACGUUCCCGAACACAGCGCUCCGAUAUACGAGUUCCGGUGACACUGGCUUUCCAAGGACAAACAGGACUGCUACCAGAGGGUGAUUUUCCUUGUUUUUUGUUUUCCUUUUUCUCCCCCUCUCUCCAUUGGGGGGGGGUGGAUUUGUCAGUCCUCUUGGCUAAAAAAGGAAGCAAACCAAGUAAGGGACUGACAAAGCUGCGAGGAGACCCUUCUUGCAGGCCACAGACUGGCAGGUGUCUCAUCUGAAGUUCAACCCUGAAGCUUUUGUGAUUUACUGUCUAAUUUCAGCAUCUGCUUUUAAGCCAUUUAGUUAACAUGCACCGAGUGUGAUCUACUGGCGUUUUACUUUCCUUCAUUUUUAUAGAGAUUUUUUCGGACAGUUUCCUUUUCCUCAAAACGACAGAGAUGAGGAGGUCACUUUCCUAGUGGAUUUAUUUUUUUUUCUUUGCCAGAAAGACUCGUGACAUUGAACUACACGUGUAAAGAGUCCGAAUCGAUGUUUUAAUUUUCUCCUGUUUGACUCGCUGCCGCAGCGCUGCCUGCUGAGAUGAGCUGGGUGGACGCGUGGAGCUGUUCUCAGCGGCGGAUGGAAACGCCUCAAGGACUGUUUGCUUUUAUUUUGUUUUAUUUAUUAUUGUUCUAAUGUUUUUGCCGACCGAUAAUUCGGAGUUUGGUUUCGCAAGAACGCUGACGCGAAUAAUGAUUGUAAGUCGGCAUCUUAUGAACGAGGCGCAGCUUCGUGGUGAGACUCUCCUCUACACCGAUCGUACUAAAGGCGCGAGAGACUGUAAAUAAUCCGUUGAAGGAUGCUGCAUUCCUGUGUCCGAGGUCUUAUUUUUGGCGGGGAGGAGAACGGUAAAGGAAUUAAUGGCAGUGAUAUGCUGGUGGAAUCUUACAUUAUCAGUCCCAUUAGGAGAUGUGUACAAGGCCGCUGGCUUCUGGGGAUUAAAAAGCAUGACAUUCCGGAUUCACGCCACACUAUAGAAAAUCGGGACGUGUGACACACAUUAAACGCUGGUUUCCAAAA